UUUUCAGGUCUGGAUUUGAACUGCGGGAACUACACGCAGGUGCACGGCAUGGCGGCGAUCCAGCAGGGGAAGAUGUCCGAGCAUGACGUGGACAGGGCCCUCCGGAACCUCUUCACCGUCAGGAUGAGGCUAGGCCACUUCGACGGCGACCCGCGGGGCAGCGCGCUCUACGGGGGCCUCGGCGCCGGCGACGUGUGCUCGCCCGCGCACAAGGCGCUCUCCCUCGAGGCAGCACAGGACGGCAUCGUCCUCCUCAAGAACGACGCAGGCAUCCUCCCGCUUAGCCGACCAGCGGUCGGUUCCGCCGCCGUCAUCGGCCAUAACGCCAACGACCCCGCCGCGCUCUACGGCAACUACUUCGGCCCGCCGUGCGAGUACACCACGCCGCUGCAGGGAAUCCAGGGGUACGUCAAGAACGUCGCGUUCCUCGCCGGGUGCGACUCGGCGGCGUGCGGCUUCGCCGCGACCGGCCAGGCAGCGGGGCUAGUGGCCUCGUCGGAUUAUGUCAUCAUGUUCAUGGGUCUCAGCCAGAGGCAGGAGCAGGAAGGGCUCGACAGGACGAGCCUUUUGCUGCCUGGGCAGCAGCAGAACCUUAUCACCGCGGUCGCCAGCGCGGCGAAACGGCCGGUGAUCUUGGUGCUCCUCACCGGCGGUCCGGUCGACGUAACGUUCGCCAAAUCGAACCCAAAGAUCGGCGCCAUUCUGUGGGCGGGGUACCCUGGUCAGGCUGGCGGGCUCGCCAUCGCCAAGGUCCUCUUCGGGGAGCACAAUCCGAGCGGCAGGCUGCCCAUGACGUGGUACCCGGAGGAUUUCACCAGGGUGCCCAUGACGGACAUGCGGAUGCGCGCCGACCCGGCCACCGGCUACCCCGGCCGGAGCUACCGCUUCUACAAGGGCAACACCGUCUACAAGUUCGGCGACGGCCUCAGCUACUCCAAAUUCUCCCGCCAACUAGUUGUCCCUUCAACAACAGGUAACACGAACCUGCUAGCCGGCCUGACCGCCACGCCAGCUGCCGACGGCGGCGCGAGCUACGCUGUGGAGGAGAUCGGGGCCGACGGGUGCGAGCAGCUCAAGUUCCCGGCGGUGGUGGAGGUGCAGAACCACGGCCCCCUGGAUGGGAAGCACUCGGUGCUCAUGUUCCUCCGGUGGCCAAACGCCACGAACGGCCGUCCGGUGAACCAGCUGGUCGGGUUCCGAGCCCAGCAUCUCAGGGCCGGCGAGAAGGCCAGGCUGAGGUUUUACGUCAGCCCGUGCGAGCACUUCAGCUGGGCGAAUGAGGACGGCACGAAGGUGCUCGGUGCAGGCUCGCAUUUCCUCAGUGUUGGCAAGGACGAGUACGAGAUCAGGUUCGACCCCUAAAUAUCAGGAUUUCGUCCUUCUGUUCACAAGGCGGUGACACAUCGCAUGCAGGAAGAAUUAUUUAUUGCUAGCUGCACAUUUCAAAUGUCGAUCGAUUAAGUUAUAUAGUUCAGUUGCCUCAGAAUUAAAACUGAGACAUGCGUGUUUUAUAACACCCCAGAUUAUG
Messenger RNA from Lolium rigidum, 1528 nucleotides. Its product is annotated as probable beta-D-xylosidase 7. Gene Ontology annotation, cellular component: plant-type cell wall. The transcript has a single exon. Gene Ontology annotation, biological process: arabinan catabolic process; xylan catabolic process. Lineage: Eukaryota; Viridiplantae; Streptophyta; Magnoliopsida; Poales; Poaceae. Bases 49 to 1362 code for a protein of 437 amino acids. The record is from RefSeq and is a predicted model, not a curated record. Gene Ontology annotation, molecular function: alpha-L-arabinofuranosidase activity; xylan 1,4-beta-xylosidase activity.